GGAAAAACCCAGCAGUCACCCUGGGAGGGACACACGUGAGGUGGGAUGGAAGGAGAGAAUGAGGAAAGGGGCCAGAGCAUCGAAAGUGGGAUAACUUUUACUCAGGCCGAAACAGUGACUCAGAGCUGUGGCAAGGACAGCGAUGAGUCACAAAGUCUCCAGGAACCAGAGGAGGAAGACCAGGCUGACGGAGGACACUAUGAUGGAGAUGGAGAGCCAAGCCAGGGUGCAGACGAUCAGUGCAGCAGUGCAGCAGUGUUACCAGACAGCACUCUGGUAGCCACAGACACCCAGGACGAUACUGGGUGCCUCCCAUCGUCCUCCCUGCAGACAGAAGAAGAGUUGUCCCCCACUUAUGUGUUAUCUCAUCCCUCUAACACACAGAAUCACCCACCUGAACCCUGCUGGUACUGCUUGAGGUCUCUUGACUCGGAGUAUCGCCCUGAAACUACAAAACAGCAGGACGACCCUGAUCAUUCGUCACCGCUGCCCUCUAGUGGUCAAAAAGUGAGCUACCAAACAGACCCUCGGCCACACUUUGGUGUAGCUUGGUCGUCCCACUCGCCGUGUCACCCACUGUGGGGAAGCGAGGGGCCCUGCUGGGGACAGAGAAACCAGGAAGUGCACUAUCAGACACACACCUGUCCACACUGCCAUCUGGACUUGCCCCCUGACACACUACGCUGGCAUGAGGCAAAGUGUCUGCUGUUUGAAGAUCUGAGGAAGUCAAACAAAUAGAUGAAGAAAAUGUUUCUUUUUUGUUAUUAAAAAUAGUGUCUGCUG
Messenger RNA from Pelmatolapia mariae (spotted tilapia), 783 nucleotides. RefSeq lists its product as uncharacterized. The coding region runs from base 46 to 738 and encodes 230 amino acids. Lineage: Eukaryota; Metazoa; Chordata; Actinopteri; Cichliformes; Cichlidae. The transcript is spliced from 6 exons. The record is from RefSeq and is a predicted model, not a curated record.